CAAUCCUUCCCCCCUCUCGCUCCGCGCGCACGCUGUCGUCCGGGGGCGGAAUCCGUCCCUCGUGUAAUAAGAGGGCAGUCGUCGUCGUCGUCGUCUUCUGCCCCGGCCAUGGCCGAUGCAAUGCACGCAUGCAACCUCGUCGAUCGGCCGUGAGCCCGUGAGCCGUUGCUGUCUGCAUCUCACCUGGUGUUGUUCAGGUACCAUUCAUCAUUCCGUCCAGAUCUGCCGCCGCCAUUAUUGGCGAGUCGGUCGGAGGACGGAGGAGGGGGAGAAAUUAAAGCCAGCAUGGGGCGAGGAGGUCGCGGCGGAGCUCAAUGCUCUCCCUGAAGGCUCAAGCUGAGGGCGCCCAUCCCUGUUCCCGGCCGGCCCCUUCCAGAUGGAUCCCCGGCGCGAGGAGCUGCUGCAUGAGCUAGGGGGCAUGUGGGACGAGAUCGGGGAAGCGGAGGAGGACCGGCGGGGGAUGCUGCAGGCGCUGGAGGAGGAGUGCCUCAACGUGUACCGCGCCAAGCUGGAGAAGGUCCGCCAGCACCGGGCGCAGCUCAAGCGGGAGAUCGCCGACUCCGUCGCCGAGGUCGCCGCCAUCUGCGCCACCAUCGGCGAGCCGCCCUCCACCGUGCACACGGCCUGCUCCUCGCUCCAGGGCACAGGGAGCCUGAAGGAGGAGCUGGGCCUGAUCGCGCCGGAGCUGGCGGAGAUGAGGCGGCGGAGGGACGAGAGGCGGCGCCAGUUCGCGGACGUCGCCCAGCGGGUCAACAAGAUCCAGCAGGAGAUGGACCUGCAGCUAGGCGGCGGCGGAGGCCAGGGCCAGCCUCAUGCUCAUGUCGCCGUCGACGGCUCCGACCUGACGACGACCAAGCUCGACGAGCUCAGAGCCUAUCUGCGGCGCCUGCAGCAGGAAAAGGAAAGUCGCACCAAGAAGGUGGCGGAGCUCAUGGCUACGCUGCACUCGUCGUCCUUGGUUCUCGGCAUGGAUCCCAGAGAGACGAACAGCGUCGUCCAUGGCGGCGUGCAGACGCAGGCCAGCGGUAUCAGCGACAGCGCCAUCUCGGGGCUGGCUGGGGGCAUCGAGAGGCUGAGAGAGAUCAAACGGAGUCGAAUGGAGAAGCUGCAAGACCUGCUGGGCAGCAUGCUGGAGCUGUGGAACCUGAUGGACACGCCGGCGGAGGAGCAGCGGCGGUUCCAGGGAGUGGCCUGCAACAUCGCCGCGUCCGAGGACGAGAUCACGGAGCCCGGCGCGCUGUCCAUGGCCUUCAUACGCAACGUGGAGGCGGAGGUGAUGAGGCUGGAGAACCUCAAGGAGUGCCGGAUGAGAGAACUCGUCGUGAAGAAGCACGAGGAGCUCAAGGAGAUCCGCCGCCGCGCGCGUCUGCCCGAGGACGACACUACCGUCAUGGUGUUCGACGCCAUGGACAGCGAUGCUGAGCGUGCUAUGAUCCUGGAGCGGCUGGAAUUGCAGAUCUCCAAGGCCAAGGACCUGGAGUUCAGCCGGAAGGACGUGCUGGAGAAGAUGGACAGGUGGCAGGCGGCGCUGGAGGAGGAGUCCUGGCUCGAGGAGUACAGCAGAAACGAGAACAGAUACAACACCGGCAAAGGGACGCACCUCGUGCUCAAGCGCGCGGAGAAAGCCCGCUCCCUUGUCUGCAAAAUGCCGGCAAUGGCGGAAGCUCUGGUGGCGAAGGUUGUUGCUUGGGAGAAGGAGAGAGGCGCCAGGAGGUGCUGCUGGACCUGCUGGAGGACUACGGCAACGCGAGGAAGGAGAAGGAGCAGGAACGGAAGCGGCAGCGGGACCAGCGGCGGCUGGUGCAGGGCGCGGCGGCGGCGGACCGGGACGUGUCGUCGCCGGUGGCCCGCCCGCCGCCCAAGGCCAUCAAGAACGUCACGAGGUCUCUGUCCAUAGGGCGCAACGCCGCCGCCGCCGCCGCCGCCGGUGGCGGUGGCAGCCCCAGGAAGGCGGCGCCGGCGUCGUCCAGGCCCGGCACGCCCAGCUUCCUCAAGUCGCCCUUGUCGGCGCGCCGGGGCGGGGGCGACGAGGGGGCGCAGAUGCUGUCGCCGGACUCCUUCGAGUGACCUCUUCUGCUUGCAGUUGCAGUCAGCAUUCAGCACGCUGGAAUGGACAGGGAUAUCGUCGAUCUGCAACGCCCAAAUUCUGGAUGGAUCCUCCGUUGAACUGAAACCUUUUGCUGUAAAAAAGUUCUCCGAGGGUUGGAGUGCAUGCAGAGCGAAUGCUUUCGAAUGGCAAAAAAAUUGGAAAUCGUACGGAUUUCAUUUUUAAAAUGAACAGAACCAAGUUUGAAACACAAGUUCGGUCCGAAUAAAAACUAAACAAAAAUCAAACAGACACCAAAAGACAACCAGCUGUAAACUCCAAUUUUAUAAGGAAGGAAGCACGGGCGUAGUCCAGGCCGAAAAAC
Messenger RNA from Zea mays, 2411 nucleotides. RefSeq names its product 65-kDa microtubule-associated protein 3. The record is from RefSeq and is a predicted model, not a curated record. Gene Ontology annotation, molecular function: microtubule binding. The coding region runs from base 377 to 1897 and encodes 506 amino acids. Gene Ontology annotation, cellular component: cytoplasm; spindle. Gene Ontology annotation, biological process: microtubule cytoskeleton organization. Lineage: Eukaryota; Viridiplantae; Streptophyta; Magnoliopsida; Poales; Poaceae. The transcript is spliced from 10 exons.